GAAUCACACAUGAAUAAACCACCUGUGUUUGCCAAACUGGGGGAAAUCGUUAAUAUGUCUUGCUUUUACCAAAGCCUAAUGGCCAUGCACUUCUCAUGGUACAAGCAUAAACUUGGAGAGAAUCCCAGGCUCAUCUCCACCAUUUACAAAAACAUACAGCUCUCUGACUCUGCUACAUACUAUUGUGGAAGUGCUUAUUCCAAUGUAAUGGAAUUUGUCGGAGGAACAGAAUUGAUAGUUGAAGGGUUGAAAAGCCACACUGUUAUAAAACAACCUGCUUUAAUUCCAUCACAUCAUGGAGAUUCAGUGAGUCUUAACUGCACGGUUCUAAAUAAGAAAUGUAUGGGGAACAACAGUUUGUACUGGAUCAUUCAGGAAUCAGAAGAAUCUCACCAAACAUUCGUUGCCGCACAUGGAACAAGUAUUGGUCAUUGUGAGUUGAGCUCCAAAGCUGAUUUUAGAGCCCAUAGAUGCAUAUACAGCUUCUCUAGGAAAGACCUCAAACUUUUUGAUUCUGGGACUUACAACUGCACUGUUGCUGCAUGUGGGGAGAUGCUGUUUUGGAAUGACGCCAAACUGGACAUUAUAGGUGCUGAUUUAGCAGAACAGAUGAUGACUUUUGUAAUUCUUUCCAUUGUUAGAACAUUCCUUCUUUUAAUUACUGUUGCCACAAUUACUUUUUGGUACUGCAUCAAUUCAAAAAGAAAUUCAAAAGAUGGCUGUUCUCCAUCUGCCAUUGCUUUCUAAGAUACACAGUCCAACCUGAAGGAAGACCAGGUCUGUUGAGGAAAUCAGCUUCUGAUCAUCCAUAAUAUGUAGCAAAGCAUGAUAAAAAAG
This is a messenger RNA of Carassius auratus (goldfish), 837 nucleotides long. RefSeq lists its product as uncharacterized. The transcript has 4 exons. The record is from RefSeq and is a predicted model, not a curated record. Gene Ontology annotation, biological process: response to bacterium. The coding region runs from base 10 to 747 and encodes 245 amino acids. Lineage: Eukaryota; Metazoa; Chordata; Actinopteri; Cypriniformes; Cyprinidae.